UCUACGGAUUACUCGACAACGUAGAUACCGUCUACUGAGCGUUUAUGGUUGCCAGUUUAGUUACCCGCGAUAUUGGGACUUGACGCCGGAACAAGCAUACAUUUUCUGCCCGGCUUAGAAACUCGUUUGUGGAUCUUAUCUAGACUGGCAACAGCGAAAAGUUGGCAUAUUGAAACAUCUUUGUAUUUCCUGAAAUAAGAUCAGUAGGGUGGCACGAAAUUUGACUGUGCAACAAUCAACCCUUUACAUUUGGGGUUUAACAUUUGACAAUAUUUACUUUAUAACUCAGAAAUGAGAGGCCCAUUUGGGGACCGUGGAGGCAGAGCUCGCGGAGGAUUUAGUGGCUCUAGAUUUGGGUCCAACCGUGGUGGUGGUAGUGGUGGAGUAGGAACCAGCAGUGGUGGAGGACCACCACCACCACCAAAGAAGUUUGGUAAUCCUGGAGAUCGACUGAGGAAGAAAAAGUGGGACUUGAGUACACUUCCAAAGUUUGAGAAGAAUUUCUAUGUGGAGCAUGCUGAAGUUGCCAGGAUAACAGCGUUUGAAGUUGAAGAAUUUAGGCGCAAGAAGGAAAUAACUGUACGAGGAAGAGAGUGCCCAAAGCCAGUAAUGGCUUUCCAUCAUGCUAACUUUCCACAGGUGAUACAUAAUCUUUUGCUGGAGAAUUUCACUGAGCCAACAGCAAUUCAGUGCCAAGGGUUUCCUGUGGCUCUUAAGGGUCGUGACAUGGUGGGCAUUGCCCAAACUGGAUCUGGUAAAACUUUAGCAUAUUUGCUUCCUGGAAUUGUUCACAUCAAUCAUCAGCCAUACCUGGAGAGAGGAGAUGGUCCUAUUUGCCUUGUCUUAGCUCCAACCCGAGAGCUGGCCCAGCAGGUGCAACAGGUUGCAGAAGACUAUGGUAGACUCUCACGGCUGAAGAGUACUUGUAUAUAUGGUGGUGCUCCAAAAGGACCUCAAAUUAGAGAUCUAGAAAGAGGAGUCGAAAUUUGCAUUGCAACACCUGGACGUUUGAUUGAUUUCCUGGAAGUUGGAAAAACUAACCUGGCUCGUUGCACAUACCUUGUCCUGGAUGAAGCUGACAGAAUGUUAGAUAUGGGGUUUGAACCACAGAUUCGUAAAAUCGUUGAUCAGAUUAGGCCUGAUAGGCAGACCUUGAUGUGGAGUGCAACAUGGCCAAGAGAAGUUCGCCAGUUAGCUGAAGAUUUCCUUGUCGAUUAUGUACAGAUAAAUAUAGGAAACCUGGAACUAAGUGCCAACCAUAAUAUACUGCAAAUUGUUGACGUGUGUAUGGAAACUGAAAAAGACAGCAAGUUGAUGCAACUGAUGGAAGAGAUCAUGGCUGAAAAGGAGAAUAAAACCCUCAUCUUUGUGGAGACUAAACGCCGUUGUGAUGAUCUUACUCGCAAAAUGCGGAGAGAUGGAUGGCCUGCUAUGUGUAUCCAUGGAGAUAAAAGUCAACCAGAACGAGACUGGGUUCUUAGUGAAUUCCGUACUGGGAAGGCUCCAAUCCUUAUUGCAACUGAUGUUGCAUCUCGUGGUCUAGAUGUGGAAGACAUUAAAUUUGUCAUAAACUACGACUAUCCAAAUUGCUCAGAAGACUAUGUUCAUCGGAUUGGGCGAACAGCACGUGCCACUAACAAGGGUACUGCCUACACGUUUUUCACACCAGGAAAUUUGAAGCAGGCCAGAGAGCUUGUCAAAGUACUGCAGGAAGCUAACCAAGCUAUUAACCCAAAGCUGUUGCAGCUGGUAGACCAAGGAAGGGGAAUUGGUGGAAGAGGUGGUCGUCCUCGUUACCGCACAUCUGCAAGCAAUAAUCCUAAUCUGAUGUACCAGGAGGAGUGUAAUCGAAGGCUUCGUGGUUUGAAAGAUGGUGCAGGUAGAGAGAGAGGGACUGGAAGCUUCCGAGAUCGUGGAGGACGCAACUCCACUGGGGAUCGUAGAGACACUGGCAUUGGAACUGGAAACAACCAAAGGGAAGGAGGUGCCAGACAGAAUUUUAACAGUUUUGGAAAUCAGAAUUCUAACUUUAGCGGACCGCAAAACCAGUACAGUUACAAUCAAGGAAAUUUUGGUGGUGGAAGUGGAGGUGGAACUGGUACAGGAGGAACAGCAGCAGCAGCAGCAGCAGCUGCAUCAACAGCUGCACCUCAGCAGUCUCAGUCAGGGUCUAACUUUAGUGGUAGUAAUUAUAGUAGUGGAGGACGCCAAGAUUAUGGUGGCUCAAACAACUCCCAGGGAACAGGGCAGCAACAGCAGCAGUUUGGUGGGCGAAGUUCCCAAAGCUCUGGACAGCAGCAGCAGUAUGGAGGGCGAGGCACCCAGACCUCUGGACAGCAACAGUACAGUGGGAGAAGCUCCCAAGGCCCUGGGCAGCAGCAGCAGUAUGGAGGGCGAAAUUCCCAAGGCCCUGGGCAGCAGCAGUACGGAGGACGAAGCUCCCAAGGCUCUGGGCAGCAGUAUGGAGGGCGAAACUCCCAAGGCUCUGGGCAGCAGCGGCAGUUUGGAGUGGGGAGGGGAUCCCAGCCACCAUCCACUGCACCACAGCCGCUGAUGUCACAGCAGUUUUCCCCUCCACCUUCAGCUAUUGGGUAUAUGGGACAACAGUCAUCAUACCAGUACCAACCUCCACUCCCAGGCCAGUCUUCUGGGAGGAAAUAAGAAAAAGUAGUUUUUGUGUUUACUGUUUAUGUCCUUGAUAAGACUUUGAACCUUUUCCUCAGUAAGGAAAAUAUUGUUAGGUCUUAAAGUUUAGAAAGAGAAUCGCAGAGUUGUCAGGCAAACAAAUGUACUCUUGACCUAGACAGUACAAUAUAUAUUGAAAAUAAUUUUGUACUGUUAACUUCAAAUGGGUUUACAGAGGGUAUGUUUACUUCAUGAAGGAGGAUUACAAUUGCCCUUUUCAGAUUUUUUUUUUUAAUUUUUCUGUAGUAAAAGGAAAGUCAAUGAUGUUUGAUUAGCAGGAGAAAAGAACUGCCAUACUAGUAAUGCAGUUCAGGUCUUUUGUGGGCAUUGAGGUGAGUUCUUGCCAUUUUUAGUAUUUGAAAUUUUGAUGUUUUUAAGUUAGACCAGGUAGUUACAUAACUUUCUAUAAACUCUGAUAAAUGUUUUAUAUCUUGUUGCACUGUCUGCUCUUAUAGUUGCUAUAGUUUCAAUUUAAUAGCUUCCUGCAGAAAGUGAGUUAUACCUUUAAAUGCCAUAAGUGCUUUUAGUAGAAAGAAGCCUUUGUGCAUACCCAACUAAAUUGAUAGGUUUUCAAUAGGAGUUUUUUCAACAUUAAGAACUGCUCGACACAUUUAGGAGAACCUGUUGGACAUGGCACAUUUUCCUAUCUUCUAGUUUCACUAUUUAGAUGACAAUACACACCUUGUCUUGAGUCUGACUGCAUUUAAUAUUCUUCCCUGCCUGAAAUUGCUGUCCUUUGAAUACUGUCCUUGGAGAGAGUUCUAAAACUUUCAUUAAUAGAAUAUUACUAAUAGGAAAAAAAUAGAUAUGGUGAAUUAAAAAGAAAACAAAAUACAUUUUGGGUGUUGAGCCUUUUGUAGUUGGUACCAUGUUAUUGGGAGUGGUACUGGCAGGAGCUGGGACCAUCCAGCAGUCCUUUAGUAAUGGCUUGCUUUAGACUCCCCUUCAUACAGACGUAGUCCUCACAAGACUGCAUUUCUUUCACCAUUUUGUACAAGUAUUUUGUGCUAGACAGAGUUGAUCAAUUUUUCCCGUCUGUGUGAUCCUAUCCCAUUAUUGUAAACUAAUGAAAUGCAGUUUUCCAUCAAAAAAAACAGGGAAAAAGGCAGUAAAAUUAGUACUUUGCCAGUAACCUUGCAUCCCCUGUUUUGAAGUUGCUGCAUCUUAAGAAUAAAAAUCCCCACCCACCUAGCCAGAAAAAAGUGACACACAGCACAUAUGGCAUGGGAUUUCUUCAGAUUUUCAUGUCACAGUUGAACAAAAGACCUGGUUUAUUAAUCACCCCCAAAAAUUCUUUUCCAUGCAUUAUGUUAAUAAACCUAGAGUACCCUGUGCUAUGAUUUCCACUCAUGUUGACUCUUCAGGCAAGAUGUAUAUGUUGCAGUGUUUUAACCAUCUCAUCAGUUGAAGAAAUAUUUACAUGGGAAGGCUUUCUGUGCUCCAAAUUUUCCCCAGCAGUACUUCUGCAAGCUUUAGGAUUUAAUUUUACUAUGUUGGCAGAAUGUUUCAUGUCAUUAAGCCAACAUUUUUCAAACACAUCUUUUCUGCUUCAUUUUGACAUAGAAAUAUGUUUGGUUUUAUGCUUUUAAUGGCUUUUUAUCUCCAUUAAUCAUUUUACAAGUUAUACCUUUUUAUUAUAAUCUUGGAAGGGCAGUUUUCUUUGUCUUCACAAUGGAAGGUCACAACUGAUUGCUGUAGAUAUAUUCUUAA
Messenger RNA from Protopterus annectens (West African lungfish), 4395 nucleotides. RefSeq names its product probable ATP-dependent RNA helicase DDX17. Gene Ontology annotation, biological process: alternative mRNA splicing, via spliceosome. Gene Ontology annotation, molecular function: ATP binding; RNA binding; RNA helicase activity. Gene Ontology annotation, cellular component: cytoplasm; nucleus; ribonucleoprotein complex. NCBI's taxonomy places the organism in Eukaryota, Metazoa, Chordata, Ceratodontiformes, Protopteridae. The transcript is spliced from 13 exons. The record is from RefSeq and is a predicted model, not a curated record. The coding region runs from base 292 to 2661 and encodes 789 amino acids.